Messenger RNA from Aureobasidium uvarum, 513 nucleotides. Lineage: Eukaryota; Fungi; Ascomycota; Dothideomycetes; Dothideales; Saccotheciaceae. The record is from the annotation of a GenBank genome assembly.
AUGUCGAAGCUUUUCAUUGGCGGCCUUGCCUGGCACACUGACGACGUCGCUCUGCGCACAAAGUUCGAGGAGUUCGGCGUUGUUGAGGAAGCUGUUGUCGUCAAGGACCGUGACACCGGACGCAGCCGUGGCUUCGGCUUCGUGCGCUUCUCGAACGAGGAUGAGGCUGAUGCCGCAAUCAAGGCCAUGAACGAGAUCGAAUUCGACGGCCGUACCAUUCGCGUGGACAAGGCCUCCGAGCGUGGCAGCGGUGGCGGUGGCUUCCAGAGCCGUGGCGGAUACGGCGGUGGUCGCGGUGGCGGCUACGGUGGUGGUGACCGUUACGGCGGCGGUGGCGGCGGCGACCGCGGUUACGGUGGUGGCUACGGCGGCGGCCGUGGUGGCUACGAGAACCAGCAGGGCGGCGGCUACGGCGGCGGCGGCUCCAGCUGGCGCGGCGGAAACCAGGGCGGCUACGGCGGUCAGCAGGGUGGCUACGGCGGCCAGCAGGACGGCGGUUACGGCGGCCAGUAA